ACGAACAUUGUCUUAUAGACUCGGAUAUUUCUUGGAAAAACAAGGGCAAUCUUGUACGGGAAGUUCAACCCCUCCAUUUUCUUAUAUUCCUUCCUCUCAGAACACCAUAAUUUCCAUGUAUUCCCCAUCUUCUUCUCUCUUCUUGAUCUAAAUUCCCAAUCCAAAAAAAAAAGAGAAAACAGCAACCAUGGAUGUAGAACAAGAAGAAUUGCAGUUCCUAGGUCUAUUCGGCAUCUUCAACGAAUCAUACAAGAUCAUAAUCUCAUGGAGGAAGAUCUUCAGCCAAAUCACCUUGUCUUUGAUCCUCCCUCUGGCUUUCAUAUUCCUAGCCCACAUAGAAGUUUCUCAAAGCCUCCGCGGAAAGAUCAUGACCAACGAAACCGACAUGAUGGAGACGGACGUCGGCAGCCGGCAAUACAACAGGCUAAACCACAUCCUUGCCUCCGAAUGGAGCGCUCUCUUCCUCAUCAAGGCCCUUUACUUCACCUUCUUCCUCAUCUUCUCUCUCCUUUCCACCUCCGCCGUGGUCUACACCAUAGCCUCCAUCUACACCGGCCGAGAAGUGUCCUUCCGGAGGACCAUGAGCGUCGUUCCCAAAGUCUGGAAGAGAGUCAUGGCCACGUUUUUGUGUACUUUCCUAGCCUUCUUCGCCUACAAUGUCCUCGCCUUCUUCGUCAUGAUAAUAUGGGUCAUUUUAGGAGGUUUCAAUUACGGUCUGUUUGUAACCGGUCUGUUUCUUUUGUUGGUCGUGUACUUUGCGGGUAUCCUGUACAUGACGUUUGUUUGGCAUUUGGCUGGCGUGGUGUCCGUGCUAGAAGAUGUUAAAGGUUUCCAAGCUAUGAAUAAGAGCCAGGCUUUGAUGAAGGGUAAGAUGGGAAUUGCAAUUUGCAUAUUUAUCAUCCUCGGCUUGCUCUCGUUCGCCGUGCAGUUUGCGUUUCAGAAUCUGGUGGUGCACGCAGCGUCGGUUGGAAUGGUAGCUAAGGCAUUUUAUGCGAUCUUGUGCUUUUUGUUGCUGGUGAAGUUGUUUUUGUUUGGUUUGGUCAUCCAAACGGUGCUUUACUUCGUCUGCAAGUCUUACCACCAUGAGAAUAUUGACAAGUCGGCUUUGUCGGAUCACCUUGAAGUUUAUUUAUUGGGUGAAUAUGUUCCUUUGAAAUCCAAAGAUAUUCAGCUCGAACAAGUUUAAGUUUGAUCGAUAAACUUGUUGAUUGGGAAUUAGUUACUAUUACCAUAUGGUUUUGUAACUUUGUAUACUUAUCAUAAAGGGAUUAUGUUAAUUUUCGGGAUAUGUAUUUCUUUUGAAUUA
Molecule: messenger RNA, 1306 nt
Organism: Ziziphus jujuba (common jujube)
Lineage: Eukaryota; Viridiplantae; Streptophyta; Magnoliopsida; Rosales; Rhamnaceae
Exons: 1
Coding region: 188-1186 (332 amino acids)
Source: RefSeq, a predicted model, not a curated record